CUCAACUCGUGCUGCAAGAAAGGGCGCAGACGAAACACCAAACACCUUGACACCUGGGAGCCCGGACUGAGUGAAACUGGACGUACACCUGCCACCACACAAGAACGCGGACUGCACACGCUACGAGAUGGCCGGCGAUACAGUCAGAGAUCGCACCUGUGUCCGAACGUGCUGCUAUACCUGGCUCUCUAGAUGGCGCACGUGAGAUCUACUUGCCGUGCCAUGGGAGCAUUUGACAGGAAACUCUUCUGAUGGGAAAAACGGAGCCCUUCGCCAACUUCGCGGAACAUCCUGCUGAAGACACGGCCAUCGCGGCGUGAUGCAGCAGAGGGUCCUUCCUUGGCGAUUUAUGUCGAAGUUGUAUUAUUGAAGCAGGGUGGUCAGCCAUCGGGAGGGUGACUUCUCAUUGCGUUAUGCAUGAUGCAGCUCGUCAGGCCCUCUCGUGCUGACAAUCCACUUCUUGACACUUCUUGCCUUGGAAGCGCGCAUGGCUGCUGAGGUGCAUCUAUUUUAAUUCUCCGAAGAUCCAAGAUCCUCUACGACUGCACGACAUGGAGCAGGCCAACAUGCAGCAUGCACGCACGUCAGCACUUUACCACACUAUUGAAAGGAUCAUGUAUUCCACUGCGCGUUCGCCGUUCGGAGCAAUUCUUCCUGCUGAGAAGCUUGAACCGACGUUCGCGCUCGAUGCUGUGCCGGUCUUUCUCCAACAGCAUUCGUGAGCACUGAGCAGAGAUGAGCUCAGGAGUUCACGAAAACACUCGCAUAUUGAGUCGCAUAAAUGUGGCGCUUCAGGCCUUGGGUCCAGGCCUGGGAGAUUGCUGCCGCAAACAAGCUCUGUCUACGCAAGAACGACAGCAACAGCUGCGGUUCUAUCGGAAAACGAGACGUCGAGGGAUCAUGAUUUGCAAACGUGCGACAUCCGCAGGUUGUGUCGGCAGUGACAUUCAUAUGAUGACCGUUGCCGCCAUCUCCGCGGCGAAAGACCGGUGAGGGCUUCAGCUGAGAAGCAACCUCAAUCCUCCAUUCGAGCUGUGGCUGUGGCGAAACAUCACAACAACUCCUUCUCGGCCCUGAUGACUCGUGGGAGCAGGAGCAGAGUUCUAAUUUUGAACGCACAAUUGUGUGAAGAAUUUGUACGCACUAUUGUUUUCGGGAUUCGCUUCUGCCGGAGAGAGAUCGCAAACGGACAACUCGCGUGGACAGCAGGGCUGUGGCCGACCUGAGACGGACCUCCAUCAUAUACACCAAUAAGCAAUCUCGGCGAGUCAUAAGCUACAAGUCUACCAUGAGGUAUUCUUGUAUGUCAGGAAAUUUAGCGUACCACUGUUUGCAACAGUGGUUUACUUCCGGAGGGCGUUAUCCACUGACUUAGUAUAGUUUGCCUAGUAAUCGACGGUGCUUUUCCU
Pseudocercospora fijiensis CIRAD86 is the source of this 1409-nucleotide messenger RNA. RefSeq lists its product as uncharacterized. NCBI's taxonomy places the organism in Eukaryota, Fungi, Ascomycota, Dothideomycetes, Mycosphaerellales, Mycosphaerellaceae. Bases 736 to 993 code for a protein of 85 amino acids. The transcript has a single exon. The record is from RefSeq and is a predicted model, not a curated record.